GACUGGCAGUUCAAAGUCCAUCCUGGCGUGUGGCAGUCAGCCGCACCUGUCAUCGAGCGGCCACAGAACCCUGCAGUUACCUUCGCACCAUUACGCCACGGGCAUGCCGUCGCCUUCGCAUUAUUUCUGAAAAUCGAACCAUGGCUGCGCGUCUGUACUUGGCUUUUCAGUAGUGUUUUCCCCGAAGAACGAGUCUUUCGCAUUGGCGCCCAGGAAGCAGUUAUUACUGGGAAGCAUCUGGUUCCGAAUUAACUUCGGAAAUGAAUCUUCCUGGAACGUUUCAGCCAACUGUUUUGACUCUGUAGCGCAUUACACGCUGCGGAGUGGGGACAGCCAUCACUCGAAAGGGACGAAUUCGAAAUUCGAAGAAAUUACGCUACAGCGAAUCUACGUAAUGGCCUGCCCCCGCAGCAUGCGCCGCAGCCUCUCCUGGAUGACUAAUUCCCAAAAUCGUCCGGAUAUUCGGUCUAACUCUUCCCUGGGAGAACGGGAGCGAGCAGAACGGGAUGGACGAUUAUGCCAUCCAGUGUUUUCAAUGGAGACGGGUGCCGGGGCUGCCGCGGCCCGGGGCGGCUGCCAGCGUGUUAAUGGCAGCGCAUAAGUACUGGUUUUAGUCGGCGUCGGGCAUCCAAGACGAAAAUAUCCGUUAUGGGAUCCCCGAAAAUUGCGACGAAAUACCCAAAAAAAUGUCAGAUGUUACUUUUUUUCCUGAUUUAUUUUUGAAACAUUUUUGGUGUUGUUUAACGUAACUCCAAGUUUUUUUUCUGAUUUGAGCUUAUUUUAUUGAUUCUUAAAAACAGUUAUUUUCAUUAACGCCGAUGUAGUCUUUUUAAAAAUUAAGUUGAUUAUUGAUUUUAGGAAAAUUUUUAAUUCGGUAACAUUCGUAGCUUCUUUUUCUAAUUUUUGUCUGUUUUGAUUUUAUUUGAACAACCGAUUUUCACUAAUAAAAUUGCAAAAUCAACGCUACAGGCUACAGUGAUAUUUAAUUAACUAAGUUAACAUAAUGAAUAUUUAUUUACAGGUUGUUAGAUUCGCCAGCAAAAUCCAAAUUAUUCUUAAAAUAUUUACGGAAAUUAAGGAAAUGCAAAAAUCCUUUAGGUUGAGGAAAAACUUGAGCUUAAAUAAUUCGGAAAAAUAGAUCAGUUGUUUUCUUUAUUUGCAGAACAAUUUCAUUUAUUCUUGUUAAUAUAAUUCUUGCCUUUUCUCUAGUUGCUGGAUUUAUUAAUUUUUGAAACUUUUAAUUUUUAAUAAUUAUAUUUCGUUAACACAAUUUUUGUCCGUUUCUAAAACUAAUAACCAUUUUUUUUUUAUUAAUUUUUAAGAAAAGCUUAAUUUUGUUAGCAAUGCUAGCAUUGUUUUUAAUUCAUAUUUAUUUUGGUUAUAUUUCAAAAAUGUGAAUUCGUUGAUGUACAGAGUAAACGUGAAAUUUAUUCUUCAAGCUCGAGUGUUAUUUAUGUAAUUAACCAAAUGCAAUUAAAAUUCGAAAGCCUAAAAUAUAAAAGCAGCGGAAGGAACGGGAAGUUAGAAUCGAAAAAUAAAAUGAAAGAAUAAAACUGAAAAAAAUCUAGAAGAAGGAGAAACUGACCGGUUGUCCCCGCGGACCAGCAGCGCGUUGAGGAACUGGCAGAACGCCGGAAGCAGCUCGUGCCGGCACUCCGCUAACUAUACUCUAGCGGAAGAGCGGACUCGGGAUGACGGCCCGGUCGCCCUGAAGUUCUGCCUGUUACCGGGCUUCGUGCAACGCUGGCCGACCCAGUCCGACAAGCAACCGGCUACAUCCCGCAGGAUCGCCGGGAGGAGCGGGAACCUGGAAUUUCAGUGAGAAUGCAAUUAGGAAAGUGGAAACUCAUUUUCAGUACGACUACAUACUGGGUCAACAGGACGAAAAGGACAGGAUCAUCUGAAGACGAUCGAUGCGCUGCCUCGUUGGAUUUGCACGCUGAUCCGGUGCUGCGCAAACUCUGCUGCUGGCGUUGUGCCUGUUUCUGCAGGAUCAUCUGGGCGCGGACACCUACCAGCUCGGUCCAUCGGGUCCGCAUGAUCCCCAGCUCUCCCAGCCUCCGGGGACGACCCGUCGAUCAUCCUCAACGCGCUGCAUGCCGCGAUUUUCCUCGGUCUUGCUCCGCUCAUCUAGCGCUGCUGCUGCUCACUUCGGCACGAGUGGAAGGCGCGGCGAUAAACGGCAAGGCCAUAAGGUGUUACGGCAUGGUUAUCGUUGUUCUGCUGGCCGCCGCUGCAAUGUCUCCGUGCUGGAAAAGAGGCACUUGCCUGUCACCGACAUGGUUGACGCUUCUUAUUCUGCUGCAGCUUCACUGCUCCGACGGAUGUUCCCUUCAGCAGCCGACGGCCGCCAACCUGAAGGACAUGCUGACGGAAGCCAUGCCGCACCGACAGGACGACCGCGUCGUAUUCCCGGGGUUGGCGGUGAACAAAUUCCUGACGGAAUGCGUGAUGGACCGGCCGCGUUUGGGCGAGAACACGACGUUCCACUGCCGCGUUCCGGCCGAUGUGGACUGGCGUCAUGUGUCCUGGGUGCACCAGAACUGGGUCGUCUUCGAAGAUGGACGGCCGCAGCCGCUGCCGGCGCAGGACAUCACGGGGCAGACCUACAACUUCACCCACGUUAACGAUACAUUGACCGUCGUCGUCCGCAACGUCACCAUGCGCUCCGGCGGCCUCCUGCAGUGCGUCAUCGACCCUCCCUACACCCGGGAGCGCCGCAUCCUGCAGCGCUUCCUCAUUCUCCCGCUGAUCACGCAGCGCCGCGACGUCUUCGCCGCGGCCGACGAGAGUAACGUGACGGCCAUCGAGGGCGAGGAAGUCACGGUGCAGUGGCACAUCCGGCUGCCGGUUCCCGAAGGCCUUCUCCUGAACCUGCCCAGCCAGUUGAUGUGGGUGCAUCAGGGCCGCAUCGUCCAAGGUCCCUGGGAGGCGCCGUACGGGCUCCCGAUGCCCGCCGGGGAAGGACCCCGGGAUGUGGAAGCUGACUACCAAUUGGCCGUCAACAGCCCUGGCCAGCUUUUGCAGGUGGAAUUUCACUUUCGAGCCGUCACGCUGGCGGAUGGAGGAUCGGUCCAGUGCUGGUUCCGGCCCCACCUGGGCGUGCAUGAGUGGAUUGUGCAGACGAAGACGCUGCUGGUUUUACCCAGGAACGGCACACAGAAAAGCGGCAUUGAUCCGGUAUUGGAUGGGUUCGAUAUGGCGGUGCUGAGCCGAUAAUAACCCGCGCUGCUGACGGAGCUGAACUUUUCUAUAUGAUUAUUGAUUGGAUUUGAAGUUUUUGUAAUGGCGGGAAGUGAUCGAGAAUUGCGAUCGCUUAUUUGAGAAACUGCAUACGUCAUAAUAAUAAUAUCCAGUUAACCAUUUGUCGUGCUAUCUUUGGCACCGCGACAUUUCUCCGCGGACAACUAGUCGCCGGACUUUUGGUCGCAGACAUUUCACCGCAAGCUGCCAUCUCGCCGCGCGACGUUUCGUCGCAGAACAUUUCAUCAGCGGGACUUUACGCCGCGAGAAUUUCCGUCCUAUGACCGUUUCGACGCAAGGAUAUUUUGCCGCAAGGACAUCUCCACGAAGCGACAUUUCGCCUAUCAGAUAAACGAUUUGCUAAUAUAACUAAGAGUUAAAAAAAGGAAA
This is a messenger RNA of Paramacrobiotus metropolitanus, 3633 nucleotides long. RefSeq lists its product as uncharacterized. The transcript is spliced from 4 exons. Lineage: Eukaryota; Metazoa; Tardigrada; Eutardigrada; Parachela; Macrobiotidae. The record is from RefSeq and is a predicted model, not a curated record. Bases 1825 to 3219 code for a protein of 464 amino acids.